Messenger RNA from Haliotis rufescens (red abalone), 6732 nucleotides. Its product is annotated as lysophospholipid acyltransferase 7-like. The record is from RefSeq and is a predicted model, not a curated record. Gene Ontology annotation, cellular component: membrane; mitochondria-associated endoplasmic reticulum membrane contact site. Gene Ontology annotation, biological process: phosphatidylinositol biosynthetic process; lipid modification. Bases 35 to 1423 code for a protein of 462 amino acids. Gene Ontology annotation, molecular function: lysophospholipid acyltransferase activity. The transcript is spliced from 7 exons. NCBI's taxonomy places the organism in Eukaryota, Metazoa, Mollusca, Gastropoda, Lepetellida, Haliotidae.
CAGUGUUCAGAGUUAGAAGCGGAAAUUAGAGAAAAUGGUGUCUGAUGAUACAGUCUACGGAGUCCUCUUGGUAUUUUCGGUCGCGUUUGGAUUGUAUACCAAGAAUCUUAAAGGGGUUGAUACUAGACAAACCGUAUCUACCAUAGCCGGAUUUUGUACGAUCCUGCUUAUAUGCCACUUGCACGUUUUUCACUCAAUUAUCACCGUUAUUGGAACUUGUGUGGUCCUGAAAUGUGUGCCUCACCGGAACUGUCAUAUUGCUUGCUUCAUUUGGAAUUUUGGAUAUCUGGUAGUAUUCCGAACAGUUCAUCUUCUGGGAAUUCCUGCUCCACCUCCUCUUUCUAAUGCUGUGCAACUGUUCCUGACUUUAAGGAUGAUUGGACUAGCGUUUGAGAUCCAUGACAGCAGGAUGGCUGUGUUCAAGGAGGAUGCCACACAGGAGGAGAAGAGACUCAUAAAGAAAUAUGUUCAUAUCGAUCCAAGCUUCUCCGACAUCUUCUCCUAUGCCUACUGCUAUAUUGGAAUGAUGACAGGCCCGUACUACAAGUACCGUACCUAUCAGGACUGGCUGGAGGAAUCCAAUACAGAACACAUUGCCACUCGUCCACCGUUCUGGGAGAAAGUCAAACCACUCCCCCUCAUUCUGGCGUGCUUCCUGGCCUUCUCUCACUAUUUCAAUAUCCAGUAUGUAGAAACGGAUGAGUUCUCUGACCAACCGUUCUGGUUUCGAUUGUUCUACAUGAUGCCGAUGUUUAUCAUCUUCCGGACCCGCCUGUACAUCGCGUGGCUGCUGUCCGAGUGCAUGUGUAUCACAUCAGCUCUCGGAGCAUACCCGGUCAAGUCCAAACCCAAGUGUGGACAAGGCCCUACUGAUCUCAAGGCCCUGGAAGACACGCAGAACGAAUCUGAUAAGAAGUCUGUUGAGUACAACUUCCAGUCUGUGCACAAUCUGGACAUCUGGGGGUGUGAGUUGGCGCCGACAACCAGGGAAGGUCUUCGCAGCUGGAACAUGACUGUACAGUACUGGUUGGCUACGUACAUCCAUCGUCGCAUCCCAGCCAAUCUCAAGGCCUACAGGGUGUCGAUCACGAUGGGCGUGAGUGCGUUCUGGCACGGCAUCCACCCUGGAUACUACCUCAGCUUCCUGACGGUACCACCGAUUCUCAUGGCAGAAACAGCCAUGUCCAACACAUUCCGCCGAGAUGCUUCCCCCCUGCAGCAGCAGCUGUUUGACUGGGGUUGCUGGUUCUUCAAGAUGAGGGGGUUUGACUACAUGUGCAUGGGGUUCCUCUUGCUGCGGUUAAAUUCCACCCUAAACUACUGGUGUUCCAUAUACUUUACUGGACAUAUUGUGGUUGUUUUGUUUUUGGUUAUUGGAAAUGUUUUUAUGAAAAAGACAAGACGUGAAGUGAAGAAGGAUUAGAUUUGAAUUAACAGGGAGAAUAUGUAAUUCCAAUGAAUGGGUCCAGUAUGACAUGCCAAAGAGUUGAACACGUGAUAUUCAAAAAUACACAUUGUUUAAAAGGGCCACUGUAAAACUCAGGGAAGAAAAUGACAGUGAUUAAUGGAGUUUGAACAUGACCUUUUCUCUCUUUAUCCUGUUAAUAGUAACAUGAUAACAUGUUCUGAAUUUGGUACGAAAACUAUGGAGUAAACAUUUCGGAGUAAACAUUGUUGUACUUAAUGAGACUUUGCCAGGUUAUGAAGACAUCAGGAUACAUUGAAGAACUAUAUAUGUAUAAGAAGAUCUUUUAAAUUAUUGCAAGUAAUGUUUGGCAAUUUUUUUUUUUUUUUGUUGAUCAAAAGAUUGGUUUCUUAAAAAGAGGUACAAUGUUUUGACACGUUAGAGUGUUUUGAAGAAUAUGGUCCAGAACAAUACUCAAUAUGUUUUAUCCAUAGGCACCUUUUUGACAUAUAUAUUUAUAUAUACUUUCCAUAUUUUUGUUUUUAAUUUUUUUAAAUAUUCUUUUGGGAUACAUCUAGAUUCAUUUAUGCGUGAGCAGCAUUUCAAACAUGUUUCUUGUGUUCAGUUAAAGCCAAUUUGGGCGUACUGUGUCCUACGUUUGACUCUUUUCAUAUUGCAGGUGAAGAGACCACGCCCAAAUUAUCUUCCGGUUAUUAACCAUAUUCUACACUUAGUCGUAGUGUUAAGGGUGAUUGUGGAACAGGGCCUAGGUAAUCGGUUUUGGUAUCCUGUGUUUCGAUAUGUGGUGAUGAUGUGAAGAGUUUGAAACUAGAAUAAGGGAACUUAAAGAUGUUCCGUGUAUGUGAUUGUUGCUUCCUCUGGUUCAUUGUGUUCAUUUGGAGAUGAAGACCUCAUGUAAUUUAACAUUGUCAGUUGCAUCUGGAGUUUUCACUAUCUUAACUAAAUGAAUAUGGAGACCUUUUAUUUUUCUGGAACAAUAUUUGGCUCUGGGUAGCAUUUUGUGUUUGACUAGUCAAUACUGAGUUAUGUCCCCCUGAACAGGCUAUGGGAUAAACAUAUGCAGACAACUGAAGGAUUUAUAUAAAUUGAUCAUAUGAUCUGACAUAUACCGGUAAGUUACAAGUUUCCUAGUUGAGCAGUCAAAUGUCUUUCAAUGAUGGCUAUCAUUGAUACUAGUCACGUCUUUGUUACUGAUAUAUUCUUACGAAGCCUCCACACAGGAACUGCCUAAUGUGUCCUGCCUCAGCACUUACUCCUUGAUGCACUGACUGUACAUGCAUCUCAGCCCUUCUACGUGUGUUUCUGAUAAUUAAGAUAACUGACAUUUGUUUUGAAGCCUUGUUUUUGUUUGGCUUCCUGUGUAGGUGUAGUUGGGCCGUCAGUAUUCCUUGUAGCUUAAGGUCACACAUUUUUUAUGUUUGUUUCACAGGCCCUACGUCCCAACUGAAAAGCAGCUGAAAAAAAAAAUUAGGCACAAAAAUAUUUAGUUUUAUUAUGUCUCCCGCUAGUUAAAUAGACCCUCUUAUAAAACAUAAAACAUUAUACAUAAAUUCUAUAUCUACAUCACUGGCAGUCAUUCAAGAAGCCAGCUGCAGUUUUAACUCCAUGGUAGAAUGACUUUAUAUCAAUAAAUAAAUGAUUGACAUAGCUAUUUAUUUUAAUUUUUAUUUCGACCAACCUUGUGUGGAAAGGCUGGAAUAAAACUGUGAAACAUAAAAUUAAAAUAAUGUUGCCUGAACAUACACAAGGAGGGUAUGCUGUGUGAGAUAGGAUCUGCUUAAUCUAGGAAAUGAGCAAACCUUUAGAAUUCUUAUGAAAGUUAUCACAUGUUCAUGUGAAUGAAUAGACUUUGUUAAUUUAAACACUUGAAUGAUGGAUAUGGCUAAAAUGCGACAAAAUAUCCUAUGUUAGAUGUUUUCUAAGAUUUGAAUGAGAGAAAACCUCUGAUAUUAGCUGAUUCUCUUUCAUUGUGGUCACAGACUUGCUCAUAGUUGAAGAUUUUCGAUUGAAGUUUAACAAGUAAGACCUUUUCACCUAUUUUACCCAUAUUUGAUACGUACUUGAUUGUGUCAUAAUUCCAACACAUAAUCUCAGUCACAUGAACAAGCCCUGCAGUAAUCAUGACAAGAUUUCAAGUUAGUAGCAAAGGUCAAUUUUCAGUUGGUAAUAAUUCCCUUAUCAGUGCUUGUCAACACUAUAAUUACAGAUAGUUUACUGAUAGCCAGUGUAUUGAAAUACAAAAUAAGUGUUGUGUGGACAAAAAGAAAUGUUUUCAAGUACAUGAGGUGUGUGUAUGAUACACCUGCAAAGUAUAUCAGGAUUUUUGUGAUAAUUAAUAUGAAGGUUGCAAUACAUUGCCAAAUACAAAUGUCUCUAAAAGAUAAUAAAAACAAUAUGAAAUACAGAUAUGACUACCAGAUAAACUGCCAAACAUUAACUAUAAUAUAGCAUUUAAUGCCACACACAGCCAUGACUAGCGUAACAAUAGGUAGAUUGGCUGCAGGUUUCACUUUAGGUAAGGAAUGAAUUAACUUCAAAGAACAUAAGAAUAUGUAGCUGUGAAAGUAUGGCCAAAUAGCAAUACUUGUCAAAGAGUACUGCAAUAUAUCCUGGGACACUUAGUUGCAAUCCACCCAAACUACAAUGUAUUGUUACACUCCUCCAGGACACACUAUUGUACUUUUAUCCCCUAAUCACCCAUUUUACAAAUCAUUAAUCCUCUCUUUAUCUUCGGACUAUUUACACAAAUUUUUCAUUUUGCCAUUUUUUUUCAUUGUUACGAAGUUGUUUCAUCGUAAAGGAUUUUAAUGGAUUGUUCAAUCUUUUUCGAAAUUCUUUGAUAACUUGGUCUUAAAUUCCUUGAGUAGCAUUACUUCGAUUCUUUCCCUGAAAUAAUAAUCCUUGGUAUCAACAUUAGACUAGAUAAACACUUUACUGUCAUCAUGUUGAGAGAGACACCUUAAGAUGCAGCACUUACUUAUCCUGUUUAUCUGUUUUGAGGAUUGUCCAAGUCUAAGAAAUAGUUUUUGGCUAUCAUCCAACAUUCCGACUGUAAACACUUGUAUUUUAUUACAUUCCUCUUCUGAAAUUAUAAUCCUUCAUAUCAAUUUGCUUCUAACACUAGACUAGGCGAACACUUUGCAUAAUAUCAUAUCAUGUCAUGUUUAAGAAAGCUGAUUUAGCUGAUUUGAUUAUCAAACAUUGUAAUAUUGCUAUGAAGUUGUUUUGAUGUUGGCCUGGAACUGGGGGUUCCUCCUAGGUUGUGUCCAGCUAAAUAUCCCUUCCUGAUGACCCCCCCCCCCCAGAUAACAGAAAAUGGACUGGUCCCCAGGACUUUAGGACGAAAGUCACAUAUAUGUUAUUGUGAUAGUUCUACCAAGUACUUUCACUUCUGUACCUGAAUAUUUAGGGAAUGAUAGAGCCUGUGUGAUGAGUCGGAGUCUGGUUUGCUGUGGGACGUACUAGUAUGUGCUUGCUAAACAUGCUGAAGAUAAGGUUUAAUUCCUGAGGCUGCAAGACAGUGUGUACAUUUACUCUGUUAUCAGUGACUUAAGUAAGAUCAGUAAGUAAGAUGUCAUAGCUUGUCACGGACUACCUUGGGGUGAUACUACAAAUGCUUUCAUAAAUUGUUGCCACUCGUUUACUUGAAGUGUCCCUUUUGGUCCAGUUUAUGACGAGUGAGUGAGUAAGGUUUUACACCACUAUUUCUAAGCAAUAUUCCUGCAAUAUCACAGCAGGGGACACCAGGAAUGGGAAUCACACACUGUACCCAUGUGGGGAAUCAAACUGGGGCUUCGGUGUGACGGGCGAACACUUUGACCACUGGGCUACCCCACCGCCUCCAGUGACGACAAAUGUACCACACCAGUUUGCCCUUCUAUGCAUGUUUACACUCUGCCAUCAUACAGCUGGAAUAUUGCUCUCUCAGCAGGUGCUGAGAGUUUGCUUGAAUAUACAAAACGUCAAUAAUAAAUGCUUAUUGUGGAGUUUGGUGGGUAGUGUGCAGUGUUAUUUGUCUUUAUUGUUCAGGCCAGUGUCAAACAAAUCUGCACUUUGGAUUUGCAUGUGUAUGUGAGUGUUAGUAGCAGACCAGAGCUCUGCCAACCAGAGCCGUCCUUUUGGUUUCUUUCACUGUCAUAUCUGUCAAUUCAUUGAAUUACACAUGUAGGCACCGAUACUAUAGACACUGUUGCAGAUGAUUUAUUUAUUGCACAGAGAUAUGAACAUGAGAAGUACAUUUAUAUCCCGAUACUGCAGACAUGCCAUUUCAUCAAGUGUGCUGACAUCAGGGGCAGUGGGGUAGCCUUGUGGUUAAGCGUUUGCUUGUUACGCGGAAGACCCACAUGGAUGCAAUGUGUGAAGCCCAUUUCUGGUGUCUUCCGCUGUGAUAUUGCUGGAAUAUUCCUAAAAGCGCCGUAAAAUCAUACUCACUCACUCACUGUCCUGAAAUUAUGUUCCAUGGAAAAUGUGAAAUCUUUCAGGAAGGUAGAGUAUUUGUACAUUGAGACGUCAAGGUUGAGCUAUAGAGUUCUGGGUCCAGUACCAAUAGAUCCAGGUGAUAGUAGACUGCCAUGCUUCCUCAACCUGUCAUAUAGCAAUCUUUGAAAAGUGGAAUGUUGUCCUUAAGCAGUGCUUGACAUUUUUCUCCUCGGAUAUAUUGGAUUUUUUAAUUCCAUUUCUCCACGAUUCCCUCCUUGUACAUCUUGCCAAACAAAGACUCAUAUUUUUCAGAAAUGUCAUGCCUUAGACUAAACAGGUCAAAGUAUGGUUGACAUAAUAUUUAUCUGGAAAAGGAGGUGCUAGCAUGCAUGGUUUUAUUGUAAAGUACACAUACAUAAUAUUCUAUGUACAUCUGAACAGUGCAUCUCAAGAUUCUACUUACAGGUACAAUCCGUGCCCCAGACUUCAGUGUCUAGUAGCCCGAAAAUGGCCUCUGGCAUCAUUUUCAGUAGAAUUUAGUGUUAUUAUAUGGACUAUUAGUAGCUGAGCUCACUGAAACAGACCUUUACUAGACUCAGGCUACAGACUUGUGGCUAAAAGUCGCAGACUGCAUUUAACAUGAAUUGAAAUGUCAUGUAAUAUCUUUUACAGUUUAUAUUAAACUUAAAAGAAUUUUAAGUUUGUCACACAUGGGUGACCUUUGAUCGCUGCUUAAUGGCUUGUAAAUGACCCAUGUCAGUGGACCUUCACCCAAAUCAAAUAUUUCAUUUUUCAUUUGAAUUUCAUAAUGUUAAUAACUAUAUGUCAUUUAUAUACCUUUCUCUUUGCUAUACACAUUGAAUGAAAUAAAAGACAUCAUACUUAAA